AUGGAAGACUUAUCCAUUUACCGGCAAAGUAAUCUCCUCUAUACACAGGAGCAGCUAUCAAGGUAUCGGCCUGGUGGGUACCAUCCAGUCUGCCUUGGCGACACCUUCAAGAACGGUCGCUACGAAAUACACCAUAAAUUAGGUUGGGGAGGGUUUUCCACCGUGUGGCUUGCCAAUGACAAAGAGAAAAACCGGUGGGUUUCGCUAAAAGUUCUGAAAGCAGAUACCUCCCAGGGAUCCCAAGAACUUCACAAUUUACAACUACUGGAAAAGCGUUCGCAGGGAAGGCUACCCUCGAAAUAUAUUGUUCCGUUACUCGACUCUUUCACUCAUCAGGGACCCAACGGAACGCACCAGUGUCUUGUAUUUGAGUUGCUUGGUCCCUCUGUUGAUAGGGUUCUUCGCGAUUACUACAGCUCUGGAGAUACCCUUGAGUCGGAGACUAUCCUUCGGAUGUCAGAACAGCUUCUAGAAGCCAUCAGAUUCAUCCAUGAUGCUGGCAUGGGUCAUGGAGAUAUAAGCGGUGGAAACGUCGCUUUCAGCUGUGGUCACCUCUCGAAUGUGACGAAAGAUGAGCUCUUCGAAGUCCUUGGUUUGCCAGAGUCAGAAGACUUGGUUCGCCUUGAUGGCAAGGCGCUAGACAAAGGCCUACCGAAACAUAUAGUAAAAGCCACAGAAUGGGACGAGUGGAUAGAUGAAGAUGAUGAAGACCUCCGGAUUCUUGACUUUGGAGAGGCAUUCCUUCAAGGAGACGAACCUAGAGCACUUGCUCAGCCAGGGCCAUUGCGAGUACCCGAGACAAUUUUUCUGCAAUGCUUUGACCACCGGGUCGACUUAUGGCGUGCAGGCUGUAUGAUUUAUGCGUUUAUAUUUGGCACAUAUCCAUUCCAAUACCUAGGCGAAGAUGAUGUCCUGGUUGCACAGAUGAUUGGCUUUGUGGAGGAGUUGCCAAAGGACUGGCAGCAAAUGUGGAAACGCAUGCGAUUGAACUCUAAGCAUAAGUUGGAACCGAGAGAGAGUGAGUGA
This is a messenger RNA of Aspergillus bombycis, 1026 nucleotides long. RefSeq lists its product as uncharacterized. Gene Ontology annotation, biological process: regulation of mRNA processing; protein phosphorylation; spliceosomal complex assembly. The transcript has 4 exons. Gene Ontology annotation, molecular function: ATP binding; protein kinase activity. Bases 1 to 1026 code for a protein of 341 amino acids. The record is from RefSeq and is a predicted model, not a curated record. Lineage: Eukaryota; Fungi; Ascomycota; Eurotiomycetes; Eurotiales; Aspergillaceae.